This is a messenger RNA of Alternaria alternata, 1518 nucleotides long. RefSeq lists its product as hypothetical. The transcript has a single exon. The coding region runs from base 258 to 1331 and encodes 357 amino acids. Lineage: Eukaryota; Fungi; Ascomycota; Dothideomycetes; Pleosporales; Pleosporaceae. The record is from RefSeq and is a predicted model, not a curated record.
GUCACAUCUUCAGCCUCAUCACGCGUCAUCAUUCAUCAAAAUCCAAAGCUUUGAGGAGAUGAAGGAGUACGCCCAAAAUAACACUUUUAGCAACAAUCAGCUCGAUGCAAUCCAAGGCAAAAUAGCGUAGAGAAAAGAGUUGGAUGCAGCAGGGCGUGUAAGCGGCACAUCCAGGUGGCAACUGCUUCUACGUGAUAUCUCAGGAUCCGACUACUGCUUCGUCUCUUUUCAAGGUUACACGGAAAAACGUUGCAGUGAUGUCGACCCCAUCAUACGCUCGCGCCACAACCUCGUCUGCCUCUAGAGCCAGCCCGAGAUCAUCGAGCACUAUCCAUACCACAGCAGAACCGACGAAAUCUUCGCCAUACAGUGCAAAGAUCUCCACCACACCUGAAAAGCGCGCUCAAAAUCCUCUGACUCCGAAGAAAACCCUCAAACGACCAUCUCUUCUUACACCUCGGGCAAGAGACCAGCUCAUCUACAAUCGCGAUCUCUACCCUAUCAAACCCAAAGAUGUCUCCAAGCCAUGCCUCUUAGCAGACCUUCCAUCCGAACUACGCAGCCUAAUAUACAUGUUUGUCUUACCAAUGACACAUCACAUCUCUGAUUCUUGGCCCGCAAUCCUCAAACACGGACAACAACGGCCACCUCCCCUACUCCACAUCUGCCGUGCGAUCAGGAUAGAGGCGGCAUACGACUACUACACCAGCACAGCCUUCAAGUUUACAGUCCGGAACCUCAACUUCUAUCCUGUUAUGAAAUGGCUGGAUGAACUACCAAAACAGCAUCGCGCUCUGCUGUUAUCCCGGAACCGACAUUUAGAAAUUAACGUCUUACCGAGCGUAAAGAAUACCUUCACGUAUCCACCCAAAGGCUGGUUGAUUGAUGGAUACAUGCAAGAUCACUGGAAAGCAUGCCAGCCCUUUGGAAAUAUUUACACAGUACCCUCUGACCUACAUAAAUCCCAUUUUCUUGUGUUCUGCCGGCUAGCUUCGUGGUUCCUUUGGUGUUCGAGAUCGCCACAAAAAGAUAUCAGGUGGGCUUACACAUUUGAGCAGUCGCCAUUCCAUAAUCCUUUUGGGUUGCCGGGUCUACAAGAGCAGGCGGUGUUAAAAUGGUUUCUCAACCAUCAUGCUAUGGUGCUAACGAUGGGAUGUGUGGAAAAGGCAUGGAAGAGAAAUAAAUGCGGGGCGGCGAUGAUGCGAGGGGAUGUCAUGAAGUGGUUGGAGGCGUUGAACCGAUGGUAUAAGACACGCUGGGACGAAGAGGCAAACGAAGAAAACUGGGACGAGCAGAUGGAGUCAGUGAAGAAGGCUAUUCAAAAGUGGUAAUUGACGGACAUGGUUGUUGGAUAUGCAAGUUAUCAUUUGGGUAUCAUCGCUAGUAAGGAAGGGAAGCGCCUAUUCCUGAAUAUAGAACUUGUCCUUUGUCCUGCCACCGCACAGUGUGCUUAUGGACAAUAUGCACUCAGCGAACAUUGAGGAAAGCGGGCUCGAAACCGUAGAGGGGCGUACCAAG